Messenger RNA from Prinia subflava (tawny-flanked prinia), 1808 nucleotides. It is a transcript of the gene SSR1, whose product is annotated as signal sequence receptor subunit 1. The transcript has 8 exons. Gene Ontology annotation, cellular component: endoplasmic reticulum; endoplasmic reticulum membrane. The record is from RefSeq and is a predicted model, not a curated record. NCBI's taxonomy places the organism in Eukaryota, Metazoa, Chordata, Aves, Passeriformes, Cisticolidae. The coding region runs from base 213 to 1085 and encodes 290 amino acids.
ACGUCCGCGGGGGCGGAGCGGGGCGGGCGCGGCCCCGGAUGGAGCAGCGGGGGGAGGCGGCUCCAGCUGCCGCUCCAGCCCCAGCGCCCGCCGUCGCCAUUUAGAUAUCCCGCCGCGGCAGCCAGCACCGGGACAGGGUGCACGGGAGGGAUCGGGUCGCCUCGGCCUUCGCCAUCAUCAUCAUCAUCAUCAUCAUCAUCAUCAUCGUCGCCAUGAGCCGCCUGUCGCAGCUGCUGCUGUUCGCCCUGCUCGUCUUCCCCGCCGCGCUGCUGCUCGGGGGCGCCCGCGGCGGCACAGGCUCAGGUUUAUUAGUUGCAGCUCAAGAUGCUACAGAAGAUGAGGAAGCUGUGGAAGAUACUGUAGUAGAAGAUGAAGAUGAUGAAGCUGAAGUUGAAGAAGAUGAGCCAACAGACUUGACAGAAGAAAAAGAGGAAGAAGACUUGUCAGGAGAACCUAAAGCCUCACCUAGCGCUGAUACAACCAUCUUAUUUGUGAAAGGUGAAGACUUUCCAGCGAACAACAUUGUAAAAUUUCUGGUGGGCUUCACCAAUAAGGGCACGGAGGAUUUCAUUGUCGAGUCUCUGGAUGCUUCUUUCCGGUACCCUCAAGACUACCAGUUUUACAUCCAGAACUUCACAGCUCUCUCUCUGAACACAGUGGUUCCCCCACAGAGACAAGCCACGUUUGAGUACUCCUUCAUCCCUGCUGAGCCUAUGGGUGGUCGUCCUUUCGGCCUGGUUAUCAAUCUCAACUACAGAGAUGCAAAUGGCAACGUUUUUCAAGAUGCUGUCUUCAAUCAAACUGUUACAAUUAUUGAAAAAGAAGAUGGGCUGGAUGGAGAAACGAUCUUCAUGUACAUGUUUCUGGCUGGACUUGGUCUGCUGGUCAUUGUUGGCCUACAUCAGUUGCUAGAGUCGAGGAAGAGGAAAAGACCGGUACAGAAAGUAGAGAUGGGAACAUCAAAUCAGAACGAUGUUGAUAUGAGCUGGAUUCCCCAAGAAACUUUAAAUCAAAUAAAUAAAGCUUCCCCGAGGAGGUUGCCCUACAAGAGGGCACAGAAGAGACCAGUGGGCUCUGAUGAGUAAUGUUAACUUGUGCAACAGUUGAACCUUUACUAAUUCUGCCUGUUUGGUUAUUUUUGGAUUGGAGUAGUGCAGAGAACUCAUAUCACCAUAAGGAAAAUACUGCUAAACAUUUGGACUGAACAGAUUAACUGAAUGGUGUUAAUAUUACUGAAAAUGCACUUCUCUUUUAAUUUUUUUUUUUUAAUUGUUGGGGGUCGGGGGGAGGUAGCCAUUAAGAUUUGUGCCUGCGUGUGUAAGCGGUUGGUCUUAACAGAAACAUGUUACCUGAAAUGUGCCUUUAGAGUUCUUUGUAAUGCUGGCUUGUCAUCUGUGCAUUGUCAUUGAAGGAUUUUUCUCCUCUCCCUAAUCUGAAUGUCUGGUGACUUUAAUCUGUCUUGAUUGUAUCAUAUCUGUAUCAGAACCUGAAUGCAUUGUUCUUGUUCAAUAAGUAACGUUACUCUUUACGAGGUGCGCACACUGAGGUUUGUGUGUGGUCCUGUCUCAGUGGCCAGGCACUGAUCAUCUCAACUUCUGCAUAGUUUUCAUUCUAAAGGCACAAUUGGGUAUAGCUGCUUGUAGUGGUAGAUAUUUUGCUGCUGUUUUGAUCUGGGCAUGCAGUGACCUAAAAAUCUGAACUUAGCUGCAUAGAUGCUAGGAAGACUCUUGCACAGCAGCAGAACUUGUGAAGCAUGGAGUUUAUGUGCUGAAUUGGUAUUACUACAUAAAUUUCUUUUUUAUACCAGA